Drosophila elegans is the source of this 2838-nucleotide messenger RNA. Its product is annotated as nuclear transcription factor Y subunit beta. Lineage: Eukaryota; Metazoa; Arthropoda; Insecta; Diptera; Drosophilidae. The record is from RefSeq and is a predicted model, not a curated record.
GACUUCGAUGCUUCUCCACCACUAUCACCCACCUCUACCGGAAUGUCAAUCAAAUGAAAACAAAAAAAAACUGCGUGAGAAAACUGAAAAGAACGGGCAAAAUCGGCUGAUUUCGAUGCAUUGAACGUGAAGCGGGGAACCGGAAACAGGAGGCACAGGAUCACGGAAACGGGCGCCAUGGAAACGGCCAGAAUGGAGACGGCGAUGGAGACCCACUUUAUGGCCAAAAUGGGGAAGUGGAUGACCCCCGAGGAGGAGGCGCGACAGAAGUUCAUCAUGCGGGAGCGGGAUCGCGAGCGGAAGCGGAUUAAGCGCAUGAAUCCCGAGUACCGGCAGAUGGAACGCGAGCGGGAUCGAUUUCGCAAGCUGACGCCCAGGCCCAGUCUGAUGACCCCCGAGGAGGAGGCGCGCCACAAGUUCAUCAUGCGGGAGCGGGAUCGCGAGAGGAAGCGGAUCAAGCGCCUCAAUCCCGAGUACCGGCGAAUGGAACGCGAGCGCGAUCGAUUCCGCAAGAAGGCACGACGUGCUAACUUGACCCCCGAGGAGGAGCUGCGCCUAAAGAUGAUCCAGAGGGAGCGGGACCGGGAGAGGAAGCGGAUCAAGCGCAUGAAUCCCGAGUACAGGAGGCUGGAGCAGGAGCGUGACAGGGAUAGAAAGAAGGCGCGGCGGGCCAACGAGGCCUUCAGGCAGCUGGAAAAGCUGAGGGACAAGAUCCGGAAGGACCGGAAGAAAGGCCUACUCGUAACGGAUCCCGCGCAAUUACCGCCGGAGUUCGCGGCCAUGAUACCGCCAGUGCCUGUGGUGAAGCCCGAGGUGGGUGUGCCACCGACCCCGCCCCAGGGUCAGCAGCCCUCGCCACUGCUGCAGCAGCAGCAGCAGCAGCAGCAGUUGCAGCAACACCAGCAGGUGCAGCAGCAGCAACAGCAGCAGCAGCAUCAGCAACCUCCGCCCACGCAUCUACAGGAGCAGCAGUUGAGUCACCAGCUGGCGCAUCAGCGGAACCGCAUGAUGACCAGCCAGCUCACCCAGCUGGCCACGCCCCCCGCCCAUGCCACGCACCUGCAGCAGCUGAAUAAGCUGCAGCAACUGUACCCGCCUCGGAGCUUCGGCCAUCCCGCAUUGCCCAUCGCUGGAGUGACGCUGAUGCCGCAGCUCUGUCACCCCAUCCUGCAUCAGAACCUUAGUGCCAGUCUGUACCCGGGUCCGCCGAAUGGCAUCAAGCAGGAGUACGGGCAGGACAUUUCCGCCUCGGCCAUGGCAGCAGCUCAGGCGGCGGCACUGGCCUCACUGAGGAAUCCGCAGCAGCAGCAGCAGCAGCAGCAGCAGGAUGAUGCCGAAAUGGUCAUUAACCUCGAACCGGAGAUCGUACUCCAGACCGGGCCCGAUGUGAAUCCCGCGCAGCCACCGCCACAGCAGCAGCACCAUUUCAGCGCCCAUCAGCAACAACAGCAGCAGCAGCAGCAGCAACAUCAUCUCCAGCAGCAGCAGCAUUGCAACAUGUUCCAGCAUAUGGCACCCCAGGCGCACAUGCAACACAUGCGAUCGCUGCCGCCACCGCCCCCGUUGCCCCUGCCGUCACUGCCGCCCCCGCCACCUGCAACGCACCAGCAACAGCAGCAGCAGCAGCAACAACCUGCCGCCCCACAGCAACUGCAGCAUGCACCGCAGUGAGGGGUUCUCACCCGUAGUCCUAAGCUCAACUCUCUAGCCAGCUAAACGCAUCCGAAAGUUUGAGGGCACACACGCCUGGAGUUGUGAUCUAACUAGUUAUGUGAUUCUCAAAUCCCAUUUACCGAGCAAGAAAUGAUUUUGGCGAAAUCUUAGUACAAUUUUUGUAUGCUCCCAAUCAAAACUUUCUACUACUUUCUACCCUGAGAAUGAUUUAGUAGGAAAACAGUAAAAGUGCUGUUUAAAAACCAACUUUAAAUAACUUAAUUCCCUUUUUAUUUUUGGAGCAAUGGAUAUUUUCAAAAGUAUUUUUUUUUCAUGUUUGUCUUUGUGUUAACGAAAAAAUUAUUUUCUAUAUAUAUAACCGAUACAACACUUUUAAAGGCUGCCUUUUUGUCACACAGCUUUAAAGCAUAGAAUAACAGAAACUAUCAAUAUAUUUGCAACCUUCUCAAAGGCCAUAUUUAGUUAAUAACUAUUUUUCCACCAAUAGCAUAUGACAGGAAUCAGCUACAGGAAAACCUUUUUCGACUUUCCAAUGAUAAGACGUUGUGAUAAAACGAUAAAGCUUAAAUACUCAUCAGAGUUGAGGAAACUUGUGGCAAAACUUAUUGCGUAUAUAUUCGAAAUAAUUUGUCUACAAUAUUUAAUUUAAAUAGAGGAUUGGUUAAGAUAUUCAUCUAUGUAUUUAUUCCGAACCUUCAUUCUAUAUUUAAUCUUAAAACGAUUUCCCCAAAUAUCCUAUAGUAGUCACAACUCUCAAGGAUGUGUGCCAACAUCUUAAACGCACACACUCGCACUGAAACACACCCAUGUUCAUUUUUGUGUAUGUUAAGUAGACGCCAUUUGAAAAAUGCCGAUACGUAUUAUGUUGCGUUACGCAAUCCGCAGUACGUUACUUUAGUGGGCUUCCCCGUCAUAAUUUGUUUAUGUCGUCAUCGUUUCAAGCAUUUCUCUGUUUUUUUAGGUCUGUACGAAUUUUGUUUAGUCGCUAAGUGAUAGACGAUACAAUAUUUGCAAGUUUAGGAUGAUACGAUCUACAAUACGAUAUAACGAUUACUGUAUACCUAUAUGAUAUAAUGAUAGUAUGGCCAGCCGCGAAAUAAUUAUUACGAAUUUAUGCGCAAAAACGAGCGAAAUAUAAGAAGCAAACAAGUAUUGCUAAAGACA